GUCAGUUAGCAAGUGGAAAUCACCGAAAAAACUACACAGCGCGGCAGAAGGAAAAUCUUGAUAAUCGUAGAAGUUUACACCGCAGACGGGAAAUAAAAAAAGGCAAAAAGCAGCGCAGUCGACGCUGGCAGCGCCGAGCGCAGAUAACAAUAGUUAAUAACAAUAACAAAGCGGAAUAGAAACAAAAGAGAAAAGCACAUGAAAAGAUAAUAAGUAAAACCGAAACAAACAAAAAAUCGCGCGUUUAAUUAACGGACAUUCGACGGGAGCAGCGCGGUCGACGCCGCAGUCGCAGUUGGCGUCGCAGUCACCGUCGCGCAUAUGUGUGUGUUUGUGUGAGGGUGCGUGAGUAUCGGUGUGAGCUGGAGAUAUAAAACUGCAAUUGAUUGCAAUUUCGGCGGCAUUUGCAAAAUAGCAAGCCGGCGAGAAACACAAAACCGAGAAAUCAAUAAACAAAUAAAAUAUAUACAAACAAAUAAAAAUAUAUAAAUAAUAAACUUAUACAAAAACACAACAAAUAUAAAAUCUGCUCAACAAAAAUACAGCUAAACGGUUCGUCAAAUCAAGCGGAUCACUUCAGCCAAAAUAAUCAGCAAUCUGAUGUAGCAAAAGCCAUUAUAAUAUACGAAAAUGCAACCAUUCCGUUCCGCGCCGUGCUAAUGCAAACGUAUACGAUCCGAAACCGAUAAAUAUAGAAAUACAUAAACCCAAGUGAAAUUGCAAUUUUACAGGCCACUAAAAACCAAAUUUACCAAUUACAUUGUCUAAGAGAACACCAAAGGAACUAUUUUUGGAGACAUCUGCUGGAAAGGCUUUAAGCCACCUAAAAACAGGAACCACGGUACUUCUUCAUCUAUUUUACAUCUGAUCCAGGCCGACUUUUGUCUAAUUUAUUGACUGCAGCCGCCGAACAAGCUGGGCGGAAUCGAAUGAACCAGAAAAUCAAUCAGAAAGCAGCUAAACCAACGGAAUGGAAAAAAUGUUAGACCACGCCGUUUGUCGAGCGUUGACGAUUUGACGCUGCGCUGUGUCUGGAAGGAAACGCUACCCGCUUUUCCGGCUCUCGAGGUGCCUCCACGAGGAGUGAGGUGCAACCGCAGAGAAGGUCAGCAAAGAAAGAGCCCAAGGGGUUCCAAGUCACACAACCGAACUAAGCUAAGACGCACAAAAUGAGACACAACCGACUGAAGGUCCUGAUCCUAGGACUCACCCUUCUGCUGACAUCCUGUCGAGCGGACGGACCGCAGCACAGUGCGGAUCACGGCAUGGGCGGAAUGGGCAUGGGCAUGGGUGGCCACGGCCUGGACGCGAGUCCUGCCCCCGGAUACGGCGUGCCAGCCAUACCCAAGGACCCCAAUCUGCGAUGCGAAGAGAUCACUAUACCAAUGUGUCGGGGCAUUGGCUACAACAUGACAUCCUUCCCCAACGAAAUGAACCACGAGACCCAAGAUGAAGCGGGCCUGGAGGUGCACCAGUUCUGGCCUUUGGUGGAGAUCAAGUGCUCCCCGGACCUCAAGUUCUUCCUGUGCAGCAUGUACACGCCCAUCUGCCUGGAGGAUUACCACAAGCCGCUGCCCGUUUGCCGCAGUGUCUGCGAGAGGGCCCGCUCGGGAUGCGCACCCAUCAUGCAGCAGUACAGCUUUGAGUGGCCGGAGAGGAUGGCGUGCGAGCACCUGCCCCUUCAUGGUGACCCUGACAAUCUGUGCAUGGAACAGCCUUCGUACACGGAGGCGGGCAGCGGUGGCAGCUCGGGCGGAUCGGGUGGCUCUGGCAGCGGUUCCGGCUCCGGCGGCAAGCGGAAGCAAGGAGGCAGUGGCUCGGGUGGUAGUGGGGCCGGCGGCAGCAGCGGUUCCACCUCAACGAAGCCAUGCCGUGGACGCAAUUCAAAAAACUGCCAAAAUCCCCAAGGAGAAAAGGCAAGCGGAAAAGAGUGCAGCUGCUCGUGCCGCUCCCCACUCAUCUUCCUGGGGAAGGAGCAGCUGCUGCAGCAGCAGUCGCAGAUGCCCAUGAUGCACCAUCCACACCACUGGUACAUGAACCUCACUGUCCAAAGGAUCGCCGCCGUACCAAACUGCGGCAUUCCGUGCAAGGGGCCCUUCUUCAGCAACGACGAAAAGGACUUCGCCGGCCUCUGGAUCGCCCUGUGGUCGGGACUGUGCUUCUGCAGCACGCUCAUGACCCUAACCACAUUCAUCAUCGACACCGAAAGGUUUAAGUACCCGGAGCGGCCCAUUGUCUUCCUCUCCGCCUGCUACUUCAUGGUGGCCGUCGGCUACCUGUCGCGCAACUUCCUUCAGAACGAGGAGAUCGCCUGCGACGGCCUGCUGCUCCGGGAAAGCUCCACGGGUCCGCACUCUUGUACCCUGGUCUUCUUGCUCACCUACUUUUUUGGCAUGGCCUCCUCCAUCUGGUGGGUGAUCCUCAGCUUCACCUGGUUUCUGGCCGCUGGUCUGAAGUGGGGCAACGAGGCCAUCACCAAGCACUCACAGUACUUCCACCUGGCCGCCUGGCUAAUUCCCACUGUCCAGUCCGUGGCUGUCCUCCUGCUCUCGGCGGUGGAUGGCGAUCCCAUUCUGGGCAUCUGCUAUGUGGGCAACCUCAACCCGGAUCACCUAAAGACCUUCGUGCUUGCCCCGCUCUUCGUUUACCUGGUAAUUGGCACCACCUUCCUGAUGGCCGGAUUCGUGUCCCUCUUCCGCAUCCGUUCGGUUAUCAAGCAACAGGGCGGCGUUGGAGCUGGCGUCAAGGCGGACAAGCUGGAGAAACUGAUGAUCAGGAUUGGCAUCUUCUCGGUGCUCUACACGGUGCCGGCCACCAUUGUUAUUGGAUGCUACCUGUACGAGGCAGCCUACUUCGAGGACUGGAUCAAGGCCCUGGCCUGUCCCUGUGCCCAGGUGAAGGGUCCCGGCAAGAAGCCCCUCUACUCGGUCCUGAUGCUCAAGUACUUCAUGGCCCUGGCCGUGGGCAUCACCUCUGGCGUGUGGAUCUGGUCCGGUAAGACGUUGGAGAGCUGGCGACGCUUCUGGCGGAGGCUCUUAGGAGCGCCGGACCGCACGGGCGCCAACCAGGCGCUGAUCAAGCAGCGUCCUCCGAUCCCGCAUCCCUAUGCCGGAUCUGGAAUGGGCAUGCCCGUGGGCUCGGCGGCGGGCUCCCUGCUGGCCACGCCCUACACCCAGGCGGGAGGAGCCUCGGUGGCCUCCACCAGCCACCACCACCUGCACCACCACGUUCUCAAGCAGCCGGCGGCCAGCCACGUAUGA
This is a messenger RNA of Drosophila yakuba, 3260 nucleotides long. RefSeq names its product frizzled-2. The record is from RefSeq and is a predicted model, not a curated record. Gene Ontology annotation, molecular function: Wnt-protein binding; Wnt receptor activity. Gene Ontology annotation, cellular component: plasma membrane. NCBI's taxonomy places the organism in Eukaryota, Metazoa, Arthropoda, Insecta, Diptera, Drosophilidae. The transcript is spliced from 7 exons. Gene Ontology annotation, biological process: canonical Wnt signaling pathway; non-canonical Wnt signaling pathway. The coding region runs from base 1170 to 3260 and encodes 696 amino acids.